AGACUGUUUGCGAAAUGUGUAGCGACCGAGGCUACAGUGUAGAUGUGCGGGAUUUAGAAAUGAGUAUAGUCGAUUUUGAAGUGCGCUUCGGAAGCGAUCCAGAUCCAUUACAAAUGGGUACCACAUUCACCAAGGUGCUACCCGACGGAGAGGAGGACAGUGUGCUGGUGUCUUUCUGUGGCGUGAAGGUGGGUAUUGCACAGGUCAAGGACAUAGCUGAGGCCAUGGAAGCUGCCAGAGUCAAACGGGCAAUCUUUAUUUCAAGGUUACCUAUGACUCCUUCUGCUAAGACGGGUAUAGAGAAGAUUAAAAUGACAGGCCGCAUGAUUGAAGCAUUCAGGGAGACUGAACUUCUGUAUAAUAUAGUACAACAUGCCGCGGUGCCGAAACACGUGGUGCUGACAAAUGCACAGAAGCAGGAAAUCAAGAAGAAAUAUAAAAUCGUCGACACAGCGUUUCCACGCUUACUGAUGAGGGAUCCCGUGGCGCGAUACUAUGGUUGUACUCGUGGACAGGUCCUAAAAAUCAUCCGCGAUAGUCCCAUGGCAGGCAAGCAAGUGACGUAUAGGAUCAUUAGCUGAUUAUAUCUAUUUUUACUGUUGCAAGAUAUUCGCGGUCUUGCACCGUGCGCUUGGCGGACUGGUAUAUAGAGUCAAACUAGCACUCAGCGACAAAAAGGAUGUUUUUUGUCAUCUCGGUAUAAUUGCUGGCUGCGGGUUAUACGCUGGCGAGUCUUACACACUUACAUAGCGAGCAUAUAUAUACAGAGACCUUGCAGAGAUGUAUGCGCUAAGCUAUUCUGUCGUAGGUAUACAUAAUUGUGAGCUCAUAUCGUUGGACUUGAGGUGGUCAGAUCGCCGCACUCCUCGGCCAGACACGGGCUGAACUCAUCUGGUGAAACCAAACUAUGCUGCUGUAUGCCACCUAGGCCGAUUGGAUCGUAAAUCUGGCAAAACUUCGCCGCUUCGUGCUCACAAUAUUUAGAUGUACUCUUAUGGUCGGAAUGAGUAGGCGUCUACAGUGUAGCAUAAGAAACCUCCAUUCAGAGGUAUGGGAAGCGAUCUUAAUAGCCAUUUCAUGUACUCUAUACCACAACUGUCAGCUAUGGAUAGGCGAAUGCGGCCGUAAGGAGGUUUGUAUUCAAUCAACUGCUAACUGCUGAUGGACAAUACGGGGAAGAUGGCAGUUCGGAUAUGUUCCUAGCGGAGAGUUCCACAUCGAAAGGAGGGUUGAUAAAUGAAGCCAAUCUGGGGAAAAUCUCAGCGGCGAGUUUAAGGUGCCAGUGCAGCGUUCAACAAAAUUGGUCGAAUGCCAAUCGGUUGAGACCAAAACAGUUGAGUCAACUGGAGUGUUUAGAGCCACGUGAGGUUUUAUAUGAAUUGUGCGCUGUUGUAGUUGAGGCAAAACAAUUGCUGUUCUAGACGUCAAACACUAUGGUAGUCAAUGGCCAUAGAGGCGGAUAUUUAGUAUCAACAAGAUUUAAAGUGUACUUAGCAUUAAUAAACAAG
Sphaeroforma arctica JP610 is the source of this 1508-nucleotide messenger RNA. RefSeq lists its product as hypothetical. The transcript has 5 exons. Gene Ontology annotation, molecular function: DNA-directed RNA polymerase activity; DNA binding. The record is from RefSeq and is a predicted model, not a curated record. The coding region runs from base 15 to 581 and encodes 188 amino acids. Gene Ontology annotation, cellular component: RNA polymerase I complex; RNA polymerase II, core complex; RNA polymerase III complex. Lineage: Eukaryota; Ichthyosporea; Ichthyophonida. Gene Ontology annotation, biological process: DNA-templated transcription.